GAUGAAUGGUAGCCCAAGAUGAGUUGAUGGAGCACACACACACAUCGAUCUAAGCGUUUAAAACAAGUGCCUUUGCCUCCAGUAGGAUUGUUCUGCUUCGUCCUGGAUAGCCAUCAAGCCGGUCCUUCUUCUUCUCCUUUUUGAGUUAACGUUGGUUAUACUGCUUGCUACCUGCACUCAACUCGCCGUCAUCAUGAAGCUCACUGUCGUAUCUCUACUCACAAUGCUCACAGGGCUGUCAGUGGCUCAGUGGGAAAACAACUCGACGAUUCCGAUCGAACUUGCGCCCGCGCCAUGGACGCUCAAGGGAACCGUCUACUCCCUGACCUUUGUCCCGCUCUCAAACGAGUUGCCGGUCAAGGCAUUCCCGCCUUUGGAGCGACAGUAUCCGUCAGCCGUGGAGGGCAAUUACGCGGGCCUCGUCGGCAUGAUCCAGAUCAUCCGAUACACAGAGAGCCCUGUUGGCCCGUACGACGAACUGCUGAUCGUGCCCGGGUACUUCAAUUACAACCGAACUGACGGCUCGGGGGGGUUCGUUCAGGAGAAGAAGAACGUCCGCGUCAGCAGGAUAUACGUCAGUCAAAAGUACACCUGCUGGAAUGGAAGAACGAACUGGAACAUUCCCAAGCACCUGGCCCGGUUCGACUGGACCGAGUCUGACUUGGGCAAGACGACCGUCAAGAUCUACCCCUACGAUACCACGGGCGACCCGAGCGAAUCCGUGCCGGCGGAGAAACCCUGGUUCCAGACCACAUUCAAGCCGGACUUGCUAGGCGGACUGCCGUUCAGCACCGAUUUGUACAAGAUCCUGGGUCUCAACGCGACUCUAGUCCAACCGCCUCUGCCGCACGCAAACAGCUCCCACGGCGAGCUGGCAGGGACGGACCAGUGGAUGGCCACCGUGCCGGGCCAGUUCACCGACAACGCGUCGCUGGGGCUCUUCGACCUGGACCAGGGAGACGGCGAUGUCGAGGACGGUCGGGACACGAACGCAGUGGGUGAUGAGUAUUUCCCCAAUUUCUGGCCUGGUCUCUUGCGGUUUACCCCGGGACUGGUGCUGGCAAAUGCUACUAUUACGUUUAGUGAACCUGAGAUAUGGACUAGCUAGAAGACGUAUUCGGGGACGCAACUUUGCCCAUGUGUUGGUCCACGUCGUCCACAGGAGGAACUUUGUACCUAGGACAAACACACGGUAGCUAUCCAUUUGCUGUUGUUCCAAGCUUAUCUCCAGGUUUGACAAUCGUCGACUAUUGACAAGCUAUACAUGCCUAGACGAGCACGGUAGCGGGGGUAUCGGCUGAAUGAUACCGUAGACCAUUCUGCACAUUCAGAGGCUCGGUGCACCAACAAAAGACUGUGGUUUGGCACCCCUAUCCCAUGCAGCACGGCUCCUCGGCGGUUCCGGCUCUUCCCUCGCCCCCUCGAGCAGUUUCAAGAUGCGUCCGGCGCCGCCAGUCACGGAUUCCAAUACGAAGCCCAGGUGGAACCCGCUCAGUGCGCAUGCCAGGCGUGCAAAGUCGCCUUCCACACCCUCGCCCCAGCCAGGGGUCACUAUCACGUAUGCCAGCAUGAGGCAGAAUCCCGUGGCACUGCCGAGGAUUCGUGCAUGGCCUGACCGAGGCCAGACGUCGUACGUCAUGAUGAUGGUGCCUAUGCCCGACGCGAGGAAGGCGACGGCGGCGGGAACGACGAGCUGGAUUUUGCCGGGCGGGGUGAUUGACGAAGACUUGACAGUAAGGCUGCCUAUGAUCAGCAACGCCCCAAGAUUGAUAAAGUACCACGUCGCGAAGUAAUUCUGCAGCGGCAUGGGGUUAUGGGAGAUCGACGGUGGUCGAGCGGCAGCUUGCUGUGUUGCAGUAGGAGUUGCCGCCUCUGCUCGAGGCCCCUGGCUGCCGCUCCCUGCUGAGAGAUCCGUUUUCGAGUACGAGGCUCCGUUUUCCGAAUUGACUUGACCCAUGGUCAAUGUGGCCGCUGGUUGGGUAGCUGCCUGUGCGGUGGACGAAAAUUUGGCAAUCGUUAUAACUCAAGACUGCGACCCAAAAUAUCAGGGUUGGAAAGGCC
Molecule: messenger RNA, 2061 nt
Organism: Colletotrichum destructivum
Lineage: Eukaryota; Fungi; Ascomycota; Sordariomycetes; Glomerellales; Glomerellaceae
Product: Putative acetoacetate decarboxylase domain superfamily
Exons: 2
Coding region: 194-1108 (304 amino acids)
Source: RefSeq, a predicted model, not a curated record